AUGUUUAGUGGCAUCCUUUUAUUUUUAUCAGGUUGUAUUAUAGCAGGACUUUUUACCAGCUCCGGCUUAUUUAAAAAUUAUAAAGCUGGUGUUGGUGGACAUGUUGAAGCACAAUUAAAUGGAAUGUUUCUAUUGUUAAUUGGUGUUUCAUGGGAUCAUCUAUAUUUAAAUGAUAGAUGUAAAUUAAUUAUAUAUGUAUGCUUACAACUAACUGGAUGGAUUCACCCAAUGACGUAUUAUUGGGUUGCAUAUACAGGGCGUCAUUAUCAUAUCUUACGACAAGCAACAAUAGAUGCAAAAACACUACCCUCUAAUUUGGAAGAAUUUCUAUUUAAUUUUGUAUUAAUUGGAAUUGUUUCUGGCUCAAUGAUGGUAGCAUUAAUUUUAUUGCUAUGGGGACUUAGAUUUGGCAAUUCAAAAAGAGAAAAUGAACUUGAAGUGAAAAACCAAUAA
Molecule: messenger RNA, 453 nt
Organism: Rotaria sordida
Lineage: Eukaryota; Metazoa; Rotifera; Eurotatoria; Philodinida; Philodinidae
Source: the annotation of a GenBank genome assembly